Messenger RNA from Capsella rubella, 1223 nucleotides. RefSeq names its product transcription factor BEE 3. Gene Ontology annotation, molecular function: protein dimerization activity; DNA-binding transcription factor activity. The transcript is spliced from 6 exons. The record is from RefSeq and is a predicted model, not a curated record. Bases 366 to 1169 code for a protein of 267 amino acids. Gene Ontology annotation, biological process: regulation of DNA-templated transcription. Gene Ontology annotation, cellular component: nucleus. Lineage: Eukaryota; Viridiplantae; Streptophyta; Magnoliopsida; Brassicales; Brassicaceae.
AUUUUAAGUUCUUCCCCCUUUGCCUUGAGAAAAGAAGAAGUUGCUUAAACAGUGCUGAUGAGUCCCCACUUACUCUAUUUGGAUAUAUCUCCUGAUCAAUUUCUGCGGGACCAACUCCAUUACGAAAAUCCCACAACUCUCUCUUUCAUUGCAUGUCCCUCCUUUUUUCUUUUCUUUUCUUUUUUCUUCCACUCGUCUCUUAAGUACUGUAAAACCCCACUUUUAUUCCAAUUUUUCAAGAACGGCGAAAAAGAAACAAUAAUAGAAAACAGUGUCUCUAUAUAUAAACGUAGUCACUCGCUCGAAAACAGCCACUUUCUAUUUUAACCCCAAAAAAAAAAAAAAAAAUUCAUCAUCAGUAUAGAAUGGCGAAUCUAUCUUCAGAUCUUCAGACAUAUACGACGAUGGAUGAUCCCAUAACACAGCUAGCAGAACUGAGCAACACUCUUCAUCAUCAGUUCCAAACAUUUCCUCCUUUCUCUUCUCCUCUCGACUCUCUCUUCUUUCAUCAUCAUCAACUUCAGUUCUCAUCUGAUCAUUUCCCCGGAAACUCUCCUGAGAUUGACUUUAACCAUCUUCAUCAUCAAGGGAUUUUCCUACCCAACUCUAAUGAGUCUUCUUCAAGAGUCGUCGGUACCAAGAAGAGAAAAACAUUUACAGAAUCUAUGUCUACUUCGGAGAACAGUGUCUCUGAUCAAACCCUCUCAAGCUCUUCUGCUGCUCGUAAUGGAAAACUUUUGACCAUAAAUAGUUCUUCUUCUUCGAAGAGAGGAAAGAGGUCCAAGACUAGAGAAGAAGAGAAAGAGAGAGAAGUUGUUCAUGUUAGAGCCAGAAGAGGUCAGGCCACUGAUAGCCACAGCAUAGCUGAGCGGGCUCGGCGAGGGAAAAUAAACGAGAGAUUAAAAUGCUUGCAAGAUAUAGUCCCCGGAUGUUAUAAGACAAUGGGAAUGGCUACUAUGCUGGACGAGAUAAUUAAUUACGUUCAGUCAUUGCAAAAUCAAGUUGAGUUUUUAUCCAUGAAGAUUACAGCAGCAAGUUCGUAUUAUGACUUCAACUCCGAGACUGAUGAUGUCGAAUCCAUGCAGAGGGCAAAGGCACGUGAGGCAGUGGAGAUGGGGCAAGGGAGGGAUGGGAAUUCUGUCUUCCAUUCAUCAACAUGGACCCUUUGACUUUUGUUUUUUGCUCUCCUUUUCUUUGUCUUUCUAAUUUGUUUUUUUUGGGGU